Messenger RNA from Petromyzon marinus (sea lamprey), 2482 nucleotides. RefSeq names its product pancreatic secretory granule membrane major glycoprotein GP2-like. The record is from RefSeq and is a predicted model, not a curated record. Lineage: Eukaryota; Metazoa; Chordata; Hyperoartia; Petromyzontiformes; Petromyzontidae.
GAUCGCUGGAUGUUGGCGCACAGUGAUUUUGGUCACUGAGUUUAGUUUUGUGGGUUUUUGCUGUGGUGUGGGGGUUUAUUUUUGGUGUUGUCUGUCGUCGUGGUCGUUAGUGAUUUCGGUCCGCGGGGAGAAUGAUUUGUCAAAUUGCCCUGAUGGCUCCUGCGUUCCUGUCGGUGUUGGUUGCGGUGCUGCUGGUAUCUGAAGUUGGGGCACAGGAAGGCAACAGCGAGGUGGCCCUACUGUGCAACCCGUCCUGCAAAAACGGAGGCCUCUGCAAGCAGGAGAAUAACGGCUCUUAUGCCUGCCAGUGUCCCGACGGGUUCAUGGACAAGGACUGUUCAAAUAGCUUCCUGGACGUGGUCUGUGGUGCGACCAAGGUGAACGCGAUGCUCCGGCAGGAGUUCCUGGAGCAGCACAACGUCCCGGCCACGUCCGUGGUGCUGGGUGGCUUGACCGACGAGGGCCAGAACAGCUCUUGUGUGGGGACCCUCCGUGAGGUCCAAUCGUCGGCCAGGGGCUAUUACAGCAUGUCGGAGACGCACGGCCGCCGCAACUGUGGAGCUGAAACGGAGUCCAACGCCACCCAUCUGAUCCUCCACUACCAGGUCGUGGUGGGAAAUCGGACGGCGGUCAUCGAGAGGACCUACUUCGUGAUCAAGUUUUCGUGCGUGUAUCCGCGCGAGGAGCGCACCCAAGCGGACAUCCCGAUGGAGAGCCGGCUCUUGACGUUCGCCAUCCCGGAGAUGCAGGGCGUGCUCCAGGUCCUCAUGGCGCUCUACAAGUCCGACAGCUUCACGGCGGACCAGCAGCUGGUGGGCUCGCCCGUGCUGACUGCGUUCCAGCGCGUCUACGUGCGCGUCCACCUCGCCAUGUCUCGCGACCACAACCCCGUCAACGUCAGCGGCUACUUCGGCCUCCUCGCGGUCAACUGCUGGUCGACUCCGAGCAACAACGAGUCGGACCACCUCAGUCACAAGAUUAUAAACGAUGGGUGUCUCGCGGACCAAACGGCCUACUUCCACCGAGGCAACGGGAAUGACACCUCCGUGGAUUUCAGCUUCCAAAUGUUCAAGUUCAUCGGCAUGGAGUACUCGUACAUCUACAUGCAUUGUGCCGUGCGCGUCUGCUACACCAGCAACCGCAUGGCGUGCGUCCCGGGAUGUCAAGGUGGCAGGGUCAAGCGACACUCGAAGACUGACCUCUACGAGGGCGUGCUGUCCAUUGGACCCAUGAAAAUCGUGGACGACGAGACUGAGGACUUGCUGCGCACCUCCAUAAACGGUCUUCCCAUGCCCGUCGUGAUCCCGGUGUUCAUCAUCACCGCUAUCGGCGGCGCGCUCGCGGCCCUGUGCUGCUUCACCCUUUCCCGGCACGGCUGGAGGCUCGGGUGGAGCGCGGACAAGGAGAUUGCAGGGGGGGUGAUGCCGCCGGCACCCUGCCACGAGGUCCCCAGCAGCAGCCCCGUCAUCGGCGUCUCGCCGAAUCAGCGCUGCUCCACCGCAGGACUGCUGCCCGAUAUAUUCAAAGGCGGUCGCCGCACGUGUGUGAUUUCGUGAUCUGAUGCACGCAGUUUUUCCACCCGAGAUGCGCUUUUGUUGAAGUUGUGCUGGAGCUACAUGAUGCGUUUUUUUGGUUGUACUGUGGCGAUUGGCACGAUGUUCGUGGCGCUCCCACGUGCUUGGGUGGGAGGGGGGGUAAACAAACUCUCAGCGCGUCCUGACGGUUCGCACCACACGCGCGCUUGGGAGCCUUUUUUUUUCUUUCAACAACCGAAUUCGGAGAGGCCCCAGCGCAGGGCACGUGGACCGUGACGCCACAGGGCCUGUGCAGAGCGCUGCUCGCGUUUCACAACCUGAGAAAAUAUCGCAGUUAUUAUGCACAGUUCAAAUUUUUGAAAAGAUUCCUUGUGUAACUUUUGUACCUUUUUUUAAUAUCUACGCAGUCGCAUUAUUUAACCAAAUUAUGCAAUGCGUGUACAGUGGUAACAUUUAUCUUGAUAUUUAACUUGUUAUCUGGGUACACUAACGUGGGGGGAGGGGGGUGCCAGCCUGUCCUGUGCGUACUCCUGCUGGGUGGGGAUGCCUAUAGAGUGAUUGAUUGAUAUAUAAUGGGGCAAUGACUUUAGACAAAGCCAGAUUUCGUAGAGUCUGAAAAAUACUUGGGUGGGGGGAGGUUGUACCUUUGAUACCGAGACGCUCCAAAUCAUAGGCGCUCCUUAUGAGUGCAACUCGGGUCGAGCUAUCGACGCAUUACCACGUGUUUUUUGAAAGCCGGUUCCCUCCAUCCCCCACCACUUUGAGCUAUUGUUUAAACGGGAGGAGUCUCUCGUGGGGGUGGGUGGAGGGUGGGGGAAUGUACAAAAAUGCCGAGCGCUUGACCCUCGAAUGCUUCUGUAAGUCCGUUUUCACCCCCCCAAAAAAAAUAAAACGGCACCGCAAUGACGACGCUGUGGUUGUGUGGUUGUCGGCGCUCGCUGGCGUUG